AUGGUACAAGCGAAAAAACCGAACAAUGAAUAUGGACUCUGUUACUGUGACAAAAUGUCUACACGUAGCGGUCGAAUAAGAACAAGCAUAAUAGAUGUGAGUCCAUCUAGGACACGAAAAGGUAUUUCACCAACGCGAUCUCCCGCCAGAACACGGAAAAGUUCACCGUCUUUGAGAAAAACCCCACCACCCGCUGCGCGGUCUCCCGGUCGUAAAUCUCCGGCGCGAAAAUCUCCUAGCCGAAAGCCAGCGUCUAAAUUUCCCGCGCGGAAAUCGCCUUCAAGAACAACAAUAACAAAAGAAAAAGAGACUAAUGAACCUCCGCCACAGAUUCCAAAAUCUCCAUCUAAAAGGCCCCCAAUUGAAAGCGAUGUGGCAGUUAAAUUAGAAGAUACGUCUGCGAAGCUUUCUUUUUACCGCAGUACUCGCUCCAAGCGCAUUGAAUACUCAAUCAAAGAUUUAGCAACAAACAUUAAGGAGAACGAGUUUUCUCUUGAGAAAAUUAACGGUUUGGAUGAUAAUGAUGUGUUUGGUUUGAGGAAGAGACCUGUCGAGGAGGUCACGCCGCGUCGCUCUAGUAGGCUACGGGAGUUUGUAGAAAAUGUGCCAGACAUAAGACGGAGUAUGAGUAAAUCACUCAGCCAAAGUAAAUCUUUAAGCAAGUCUGUUAGUAAAUCAAUUGAUACAUAUUCGGAUGAUGAUGUUGAAAAUGAGUUCCAACAAGUAACAUCAAAGUUGGUCACUAGGAAACUGGCUACUCCAUUGAGAAGCAGUAUAAAUAAUUAUACUGAAAUUGCUAGCAAAUGGGAGUUUGGUGGGAGAAUUGGAUCAGCUUGUUUAAUGCUUCUGAUUCCUUUGACAGCAAUCUCUAUUAUCAUCUCAUGUAACAAACAGUGUUCAUUUAAAUCACUCUUAGAUCUGUCUUCUUAUAAAUCUCUUAAAGCCUUCUUUAAUUUACCAACUUUUGGUUAUAUCUUUGUGCAGUAUAUUAUACAAGCAAUAUUUGCUAUAGUGCCGAUACUGGGUCCUCAUUCUGAUCGAAUGGAUGAUAUGGGCAUGAAACAUUGCUUUAAUGCAUUUUUCUCUUGCAUAUUUACAAGUAUCUGUUUAUUUUCUCUGGAUUUCUACUUACUCAUCAAUAAAGAUCAUUUAUUGGUAGAAUAUUUGAGACUGGCUGUUGUGUCAUACAUAUUUGCAGUAAUUUUAAGUAUUGUUAUGUACGUUAAGAGUCGUAAAUUGGAUACAGAAGUACUAAAUCACUAUGGCAAUACUGGAUAUAUAUUAUACGACUUUUUUAUUGGACGGGAAGUGCAUCCUUUUAUCAAGAAACUGGAUGUUAAAUUAUGGAUAUCAAGAAUCUCCAAUAUCAAUACCGUAAUACUACUGUCCUUGAUCUUCUCUCGAGGAUUUGAUAUAAAACUUGAUGAAAAAACCAACUUGACAUUGGAAAAAAGCAAUCUGAAUUUGGAAAGUUUGAAACUGUUGCUGGACAAUGUACAGUUGAAGCCCACAAUUAUUUUAUUCUCUUUAAUGCAACUAGUUUAUAUACUAAACUUUAUUAUAAAAGAGUAUAAGAUUACUUCCACAUUUUACUGGCAAUACGAGGGUGUAGGGUAUCUCCAGACUGUGUCGAGUGCCCUAUACCCGUUUUAUUUCACAACAGUGUCUAAGAAUUUAGUAGACACCUCAGUAGUCCUCUCGACUAACACAUUAAUUUCUGCUUUUGUACUAUUUACGCUGGGAUAUCUAAUAAUGCUUAUUAGUAAUAACAUUAAAUAUGAAUUCAGGAAAAAUCCGCUACAUCGUAACUUUGCAAACGUAGAAUCCAUGCCAACCUUCCACGGGAAAAAGCUAUUGCUCUCCGGUCCUUGGGGCGUGCUACGUCAUCCGAACUACACUGGCGAUAUUCUCAUACACAUUGCCUUCGCACUGCCCGGUGUCAUAUCUGGCCAUUACGUGGCUGCGGCGCCCGCUCUUAUAACUAUUGUGAUGUUGAUGCAGCGUGCUUGGCGGGACCAUGCUAGAUGCCAACGACGUUACGGCUCUGCUUGGCAGAGAUAUUGUAAGAGGGUCCCUUCAAUAUUAUUACCGAAACUAUUGUAA
Arctia plantaginis is the source of this 2103-nucleotide messenger RNA. The record is from the annotation of a GenBank genome assembly. Lineage: Eukaryota; Metazoa; Arthropoda; Insecta; Lepidoptera; Erebidae.